This is a messenger RNA of Kogia breviceps (pygmy sperm whale), 1305 nucleotides long. RefSeq names its product carboxypeptidase B1 (gene CPB1). NCBI's taxonomy places the organism in Eukaryota, Metazoa, Chordata, Mammalia, Artiodactyla, Physeteridae. Gene Ontology annotation, biological process: proteolysis. Gene Ontology annotation, molecular function: metallocarboxypeptidase activity; zinc ion binding. The record is from RefSeq and is a predicted model, not a curated record.
AUGUUGGCGUUCUUGAUUCUCAUGACUGUGACCCUAGCCUCUGCUCACCAUUCCGGUGAGCGCUUUGAAGGCGAGAAGGCGUUCCGUGUCGGUGCUGAAGAUGAAAACGACGUCAACUCACUCCGUGGGUCGGCCGGCACCAGGCAGACUGACUUCUGGAAACCAGAUUCUGUCACACAAAUCAAACCUCACAGUACAGUUGACUGUGUUAAAGCAGAAGAUAUUUUCACUGUGGAAGACGUUCUGAAGCAGAAUUAACUACAGUACGAGGUAUUAAUAAGCAACCUCAGACCUGUGCUGGAGGCUCAGUUUGAUAGCAGGGUCCGUGCAACUGGACACAGUUACGAGAAAUAAAACAACUGGGAAACGACAGAGGCUUGGACUCAACAAGUCGCCAGAGAAAAUCCAGACCUCAUCUCUCUCAGUGCCAUCAGAACUACAUUUUUAGGAAACACUAUAUACCUCCUCAAGGUCGGCAGACCUGGACCAAAUAAGCCUGCCAUUUUCAUGGACUGCAGUUUCCAUGCCAGAGAGUAGAUAUCCCCUGCACUUUGCCAGUGGUUUGUGAGAGAGAGCAGGGAGCCCCAACGCCCGGGCUGUGGACUGGUAUCUCUGUCCGCGGCCUGCCAGGCACCGGGCCGCACAGCAGGAGACUUUUAUGUCUUGCCUGUGGUCAGUAUCGAUGGCUACAUCCAUACCUGGACCAAGUACCGAAUGUGGAGAAAGACCCGCUCCACCAACGCUGGAUCCACCUGCAUUGGCACAGACCCCAACAGAAAUUUUGAUGCUGGUUGGUGCAGUUUUUCCAGGUGUCGGAGCCUCUAAAAACCCUGUGAUGAAACUUACUGUGGAUCUGCUGCAGAGUCUGAUAAAGAGACCAAGGCCCUGGCUAAUUUCAUCCGCAACAACCUCUCUUCCAUCAAAGCAUAUCUGACAAUCCACUCAUACUCCCAGAUGAUGCUCUACCCUUACUCCUAUGAUUACAAACUCCCCGACAACUAUGCUGAGUUGAACAGCAUGGCUAAAGCUGCCAUAAAAGAACUUGCCACACUGCACGGCACCAAGUACAAAUAUGGCCCAGGAGCUUCAACAAUCUCUAAGUCUUGGCGUCAGAACUAUCCUGCUGCUGGGGUCUCUGAUGACUGGGCUUACGACCACGGAAUCAAAUAUUCCUUCACCUUUGAACUCUGGGAUAAAGGCAGACAUGGCUUUGCCCUCCCUGAAUCCCAGAUCCGGCGAUCCUGUGAGGAGACAAUACUGGCGAUCAAAUACAUUACCGGCUAUGUCCUGGAACAUCUGUACUAG